GCAAUAAUUGAAUAGAUAGAUAAAUGGAUAGGAAUAAGAAAAGCAGUUUAGUAGGCUCUGCAUCUGAUGAUCAUUGCUAAUCAGACGUCAAUACCUGUCUUUGAUAGCCAGGCCCAUGAAAACACCAGCUUUCUGCUGAAUAAAAUCUGAAUGCUGGAAAGUAGUAGAGAAUAACUAGGAAAAGCUUGACAAAUAAUUCUGUCAUUAUAGAAAUCUGUGGUGUCACCAUGUGUGUUCCGCUGAAUGUCUGCUUACAUCAGAAAGAUGCAGCAGAACUGGAAAAGUCAGUUCAAGCUGAGGAAUCCUCAGCACUCACCUUUGGACUGUUUGGGUGUUUCAGGAAGUAUUACAGUGACUGCACAGUUCUUAAUACCUUUCUUCUGCAAGUUCUGGCUUUUGGCCAUCAUCGGAGGUGGGCAGCUCUGAAGAGCCAAGCUGUAACACAAUGUAGUUGUUCUUGUGUGGAUCUGAAACAGUGCUUCUGAGUGCUGGGAAAAGAGGGAAUGGUGAUUAGAAAAAGAGAGAGGGAUUAGAUAAAGAGAGAGAGAGCACACAGCACAGAGGGCUCUCAAGGGAGGACCAUGUGCUUGGAGAGGAGGAGGGUUACAGCAAGCCAGCAGAUCUCCUCAGCGCUGGGCUUGGAGCAGGUGACCUCCAGAGGUCCCUUCCAACUCAACCCUUUCUUGUUUCUACAUCAACGUUUUGCAAAGCAUUCAAAACCAGCACUUGAACAGGCAGAUAUUGUCGGUCACCAAAAGCCAAGGUGAACGUGCAGUUCCUCUUCUCAAAGUCUCAGCUUACUCAAGGUGAGCCAUAGGGUAUUACACAUGGGCUGAGCCUGACAAGAGCCAAAAGAGGAAGGACUUUGCAAUAUGCGUUCCCGUAAUUAACCCACAGAACUUGUCACCAGCUGUAACCUUAUAUGGAUACAUUAAUUUUCAACAUGGCAAUUCUGCUUAUCUCAGCAAGAGAGUGAUCAGGCCACAGCUGAGAUCCACAGACUUUACAGUCUGUGAUUGCUUUCUUGUAGGGAAGAAAAGGAAAGACUCUGCCCGGCCGACACCCAGCGCUUGCCGCACACGCUGUGCUACCGCUCCAUCCUUGGUUAUAAGUGAGAGAUCAACACAGGUGGGAAAUACCAGGAGAUAGAAGCCAGCAUUGACAAUGGCCAGAGGGAAUGAAAGGUUCGAGUCAAAGAGAUGCAGCCGGACGGAGCAAAUCACCCACAAACGAAGGAAUGAAGACCUCCUGACAUUCUACCUGCGUCAUCAGGAUGCACAAAGAAGUCCCUGUGCCUGCCACCAAAGCAACAUUUUCACUCUGCCGUGUUCUGACUCUGUGAGGAGAGACAUCCAAGUGCUUCAGAAGUUCAUCAGGAAGUACGAACCCCAUGGAGCUGUUGUUACCAAAGAAGAAGUUGUUAUUGUCAGUGAAGACACUGAUGUUUGCAAACAAACGUCACCGAAGAACCUCACCAAAGCUGCAAACCUAAUGGAAGAACACAGGAUAGAAGCAGGCAGCAGAGGCUGCCCAGAAUCCCAGAGCACAGACCUUGGGGGGCCUCCAGGAGACACGCCACGGUCACAGCCUCCAGCUCCGAGGGCGGAACCAAAGGAUUUGGGUUUUCCCCCUGACGAUUUCAGCAAGAAGGUCUAUGGGCUGGCAGCCACUUGUCUCACGGUAACUGUGGGAUUUCUGGGCUGGUCCAGGCUGCGGCACCAGCUGGGAAACUAUUACUGGCUGUCCUUCACUUUUGUGAUGUGCAUUGCUCUUAUCCUCCUGGGCUCUGCAGCCAGCCAAGUGGGUUCUGUGAAUGCCUUUUACACCUUGACAGUGGCAGCAAUUGGAAGUACAAUACUUGGAAUUAUUUCAGACUCCUACGAGUUGGUGACAGUAAUGCUAGUUGGAGUAAUAACCACAGCUGCAACCCUAUUACUGUUUUUAUUUGCUCUGAAGACAAAUAAACCCCUGACGAACCUGACCGUAUCAACCACUAUGAGCAUCCUGUGUGCUGCUGGGGCUAUUGCCUGUGUCAUUAUAAAUUCAUACAAGUUCCAGGCUCUGUUUGCUCUGUUUGGAAUUCUAAUCUUUGCUACUGAUCUAACAAGGACAGCGGCUGAGCUUCAAAGUCAGCCUGCAGAAAUGCAGCGCUCCAUGGACCACGCUGAGGCAGCAGAAGGACUUUUCAUACCCAUUGCUAUGAUCUUCUUCUUUAUUUUGCUAUUAGUUGGUUGAACACACGGCAAAGCCAAAUAUUUUGUCUGCCUUCAACUUUCAGCAAGACACCACUUUUACCUAAAUAAAGGUACAUGACAGCUCAUUGAGGCAUUCUGGUAAGGUGGCUGUGGAAUGUAUUUUCAUGUAAUAGUCUUUUUGUGGAUGAAAAAUAUCUUAAGGUACUGUAGAAGUGUAUUAAUGAGGGAGUGGGCACAAUGUACUGAGAUAAUCUGUAAAAUAUUUUCUUUACUGAUGAGGUGGUCUCCGUGCAAAGCUUAAGGCUGGUCCCAUUGAUCAAUGAAUUAUGUUGUAUUUAUUGUCAGAAUUGCACUCCAGUGAAAAGCUUAUGGACUGCAGAGAAGAGGGAAAAUGUUUGAGGGGGUCAUGAUGGUUACUGUGAAUAUCUUUUAAGGAUCGUCAUUUGUACUUCUUGAUGCUUACUAAUUUGAUAGGAGCAGCAAACAGGAAUCUGGACAAAGUGAGAGGAAGGAGAGCAAAAGCCUGAAGUGAUGCCAUCUUAGGAUUAACUACUGCAAUGUGCUGAGCAUGGGUACACAUCUCAAAUGCAUGUAGUGAGUUAUUUAAGAAUUUGAGAUUUAACCCUGUGUUAGCAUUUUGCUGCUGGUUUUGGAGUAUUACGAGCAUUUGGAACAUCUUUAACUAUUGACAGUAUCUCUUAAAUGUAGUGCCUACUUCUUUAGUCCAUUCACCCUUGUAUUUGAAGAGGGCAGAGCUGAGGCUGCAGGCUCAAAUACACCUUGUUCCUGCUGUCACAGGUACCCUGGCAAUAUGAUGGGGGCAGUUGUGUGGGGGAUGCCUCUUUCUGGGGACUGGGUGGGCAUCAGCCAGAGGGUGGUGAGCGAUUAGGUUAUGCAUCAAUUGUAUUGUGCUCUUUUUGUUGCCUUUUUUUUUUUCUUACUAAACUACCCUUAUUUAAAACCAUGAGUUCUUUCUCUUUACAAUUCUCCUUCCCAUCCCGCUGCAGGUGGAGUGAAAAAGCAGCUGUGGGAAGCUUAGGUGCCUGCAGGGUUAAACCACAGCACAUGGUCACAUAACAGAUUUAAAAAAAGAAAAUAGUGAAAAGUUCUAUAUAUCUAAAUGUAAAAGUCCCCCUACAUUCCCUGUCCCUCACAGGCAGCAGGAAGCAGUAAGCUCAGGAAUUCAGGCCACCUAAGCAUGUCACUGCGCUUUGAGAUGACUGGCUUGUAAAAUGGUUUGAGCAGAGAACUCUAACACCAGUAGCCAUGUACUUGGUGUUUGCUUUCAUUACUAGACAGAUGCUAUCAGUAUAUAAAAUUAGUCUUUAUUUCACUUUCUUUAGCAAGGUUUUAAUUUGAAUUUAUUUUCAUACCAUCAUUUAUUGCAAAGACUGAAAAACACACACAAAUAAUGACAAUGUGAAACUCAAAUGUCAGUGUUGCCUUACUCAAGAAUCAUAGAACGGAUUAGGGUGGAGGGGACCCUAAACACCAUCCGGUUCCAACCCCCUGCUCUGGGCCCGCUGAGUAAAAAAUGUCAUCCUAACAUCUAACAUAAAUCUCCCUUCUUUUGGUUUAAAGCCCUUCCCCCUUGCCCUAUCACUAUCAGAUCAUGUAAAAAGUGGUUCCCUUCCUGCUUAAAAGCUCCCCUCAAGUACCUGAAGGCCACAAUAAGGUCUCCCCAAGUGUUCUCAGCUCCAGACUGAAACAAGCCCAACCCUUCUUCAUAAGAGGGGUCCCUCCUCUGGAUCCACUCUAACAGCUCCACAUCCUUCCUGUACUGGGGCCCCAUGCCUGGGCACAGUACUCCAGAUAAGUACAAGGGCAGAACAGAUGAGGGCAAUCCCCCUCCCUCUCCCUGCUGACCACCCCUCUUUUGAUGCAGCCCAGGAUACAGUCGGCCUUCAGGGCUGCAAGCACACACUGCUGGCUCAUGUCCAAUUUUUCAUCCACCAGGACGCCCACAUCCUUCUUGGCAGGGCUGUUCUCAGUGAAUUCUUUUCCCAGCCUGUACUUGUAUCUGGGAUUGCCCCAGCCCCAGUGCAACACCUUGCUCUUGACCUUGUUAAAUAAGGACAUAUUUACUUUAACAAGAGGAGACCAAGAUGAAAAACCCAUAUAACAGGUUUUAAAUCUGCAUUCAGCUUUACGAGAAAUGCAUGCCCAUAUG
This is a messenger RNA of Numida meleagris (helmeted guineafowl), 4365 nucleotides long. RefSeq lists its product as uncharacterized. The record is from RefSeq and is a predicted model, not a curated record. Bases 1165 to 2235 code for a protein of 356 amino acids. The transcript has 12 exons. NCBI's taxonomy places the organism in Eukaryota, Metazoa, Chordata, Aves, Galliformes, Numididae.